This is a messenger RNA of Daktulosphaira vitifoliae (grape phylloxera), 1104 nucleotides long. RefSeq lists its product as uncharacterized. The record is from RefSeq and is a predicted model, not a curated record. The transcript has 4 exons. The coding region runs from base 1 to 1104 and encodes 367 amino acids. NCBI's taxonomy places the organism in Eukaryota, Metazoa, Arthropoda, Insecta, Hemiptera, Phylloxeridae.
AUGGCUUACGACGAUAAAGACAUUACUGUUAUAGCACAAUCCGAAGAAAAAUAUAUUUCGUUCAGUAAGACAAUAAGCGAUUAUUUUCAACUUGAAUUUAUAGAUUCAUAUCGAUUUUUGCAAGCGAGUUUGUAUCAACUUACAACCACCUUGACUUUACCUGAUUUUGCACUUUCAUUAAAUGUCUUUAAAUCAUUGGAGUUGGUCACACGGAAAUCGGUUUUCCCAUACGAAUACGUAGACAGUUGGGAAAAACUUGACGAAAAUCAGUUGCCAACCCACGAAAAUUUUUACAGUUCCAUUACGAAAACUACAGUAUUCGAAGAGGACUAUGAACAUGCAAAAAAAAUGUGGCAACACUUUGAAUGCAAAACUAUUGGUGAUUAUAGUGACAAGUAUUUACUUGUCGACGUUAUGGUACUUGCUGACAUAUUUGAAAAGUUUCGCGCGGAGAGUUUAAAAAAUUAUUCUCUGGAUCCCACUCAUUAUUACUCAUGUCCAGCCCUAUCAUUUGAUGCUAUGUUAAAAUAUACUGAUGUCAACAUCGAACUGAUAACAGACCCAGAUAUGUUAUUAAUGUUUGAAUUGGAUAUACAUGGAGGUUUGACACAAGUCAAUCAGCGAUAUGCUCGAGCAAAUCAUCCAGGUAUCUCUGACUACAAUCCCAAUAUUCCACAUAAAUAUCUUCAAUACCUAGAUGCUACAAAUUUAUAUGGAACAGUGAUAAACGUAAAAAAACAACCGGGUACAUUUACCGACGAAUGUAAAGGUAUGCAUAUGGAGGAAAUUGUUGCACUCUUGCCCAAAGUCUAUGCGUACCUGAUUGCCUACAAAAAUUAUAAAAACUUUUUGCGGCAAGAAGAAGUGAAGCGAUUGAAGGGUAUUAAUAUGGGUGUAGUGAAACAUGAAAUAAAUAUGGUUGACUAUUUAAAUUGUUUGCGAAAUAAACUAAAACAAAUCCACAAGAAAAUUUCAAUCAUAUGUUCAAAACAUCACAAUGUUUUGACGGUAGAAACGAGGAAACUCGCAUUGUCCAACAACUAUGACAAGCGUGCAAUAGUCGGCGACGAGUUUGGGUAUAAAAAUGUAUAUACAAAAGCGUAG